AUGGUCGCCUGGAUCAGGAGACCACCCACGGUGGAUGGGGGAUUCUUGGAAAGUUACCCGCCAGGCGGUUACGCACCACAACCAGGAUUUGUUGUACCACCUGGCGGUGGCAGUGGUUAUGGCGCCUACGAUGAUCCUGAAGGACAAUCAAAGAAUUUUUCUUUCGAUGAUAUAAGCAUACGCAAAUGGUUCAUACGCAAGGUCUACGUGAUACUUAUGGGUCAACUAGUGGUCACUUUUGGUUUUGUGGCGCUAUUCGUUUUCCAUCUACCCACCAAAUAUUUCACCUAUAGAAACCCGGCUCUAUUUUGGGUUGCAUUAGUAGUUUUGCUUGUAACAAUGAUAUGCAUGGCCUGUCUUGCUUUAGCGCUAUUUGCCACGCAAACCAUGUGCGGUGGUGUAUUAGUGGUUGCAAUAGUAGUAUUCCUCGUUUUCGGUAUUGCAGCUAUAUUCAUCAAAGGAAAAAUAAUAACUUUGGUUUAUGCCUCCAUCGGUGCAUUGCUCUUCUCUAUUUACCUUAUUUACGACACUCAACUAAUGAUGGGCGGCGACCAUAAGUAUUCCAUCAGUCCAGAAAAAUAUAUUUUCACAGCACUCAACCUAUACUUGGAUAUUAUAAACAUCUUCAUGUACAUUUUGACAAUGAUAGGAGCGUCUAGGGACUAG
Molecule: messenger RNA, 666 nt
Organism: Rhagoletis zephyria (snowberry fruit fly)
Lineage: Eukaryota; Metazoa; Arthropoda; Insecta; Diptera; Tephritidae
Product: protein lifeguard 1-like
Cellular component (GO): membrane
Source: RefSeq, a predicted model, not a curated record